AAAAAAAAAUGUCAAGCUGUCAUGUCAAGAUCUAUGAGUCGAAUGAAUAUUAACUUGAAUGAAUUAAAAUAGAGAAUGCUCUUUGGAAAUGUGUUAUUAUAAUCCUGAUAUGUGCAUUUAAUAAAAAGUUUUUUAGUGUUAAGUGUACUUCAUGAAUGUAUCUGAUAGUUAAAGUAUAAACGAGUGGCAUACAUGGCUCAACGCUUUCCUGCAAGCGGGCCAAGCGCCGCGCCUCCUCCAGGCCCAAUGCAGCCUCAGCAGCGGUACCCUGGCCCUGCACAACCUCCUGGAUCACCAAUGCCACCAAGACCUUACCCAGGACCCAAUUUCCCUGCUCGCAGCGGGUUCACACCACCUCCCGGGGGCGCGGGGGGCGCACCGCCUGCUGGGGGCGCGCGGCCGGGGGCGCGGCCUACGGGGGCGGGCCGGCGCCCGCGCCGCUGCGACCCGCGCCAGCGCCCGCUCCGCCGGCGCCCGCCAAGCGGCCGGGCGACGCGCGCGGCCCGGCGCCGCACAAGGCGGGGCUGUACGGGGCGGACGGGUACGCGGCGGGGUGCGGCCGGACCGCAGGCCCCGAAGCGCAAGAAGCGGUUGGCCGACAAGAUCCUGCCGCAGAAGGUGCGCGAUCUGGUGCCGGAGUCGCAGGCCUACAUGGACCUGCUCGCCUUCGAACGUAAACUAGAUGCCACAAUUAUGCGGAAACGACUCGACAUCCAAGAAGCCCUCAAACGUCCCAUGAAACAGAAACGAAAACUCCGUAUAUUCAUAUCCAACACUUUCUACCCAGGUCAGGGUGACACCGCUGUGCCAUCUUGGGAGCUCCGUGUCGAGGGCCGUCUGCUGGACGAUACUAAAAACGAUCCUAACAAAGUGAAGCGCAAGUUCUCAUCGUUCUUCAAGUCGCUGGUGAUCGAGCUGGACAAGGAGCUGUACGGGCCCGACAACCACCUCGUGGAGUGGCACCGCACGCUGACGACGCAGGAGACGGACGGCUUCCAGGUGAAGCGGCCCGGAUACAAGAACGUGCGCUGCACCAUCCUGCUGCUGCUGGACUACCAGCCGCUGCAGUUCAAGCUGGACCAGCGCCUGGCGCGCCUGCUGGGCGUCCACACGCAGACCAGGCCCGUCAUCGUCAACGCGCUCUGGCAGUACGUCAAGACGCAUCGUCUGCAGGACGUGCACGAGCGCGAGUACGUCGCCUGCGACAAGUACCUCGAGCAGAUCUUCGGCGCCGCGCGCAUGAAGCUGGCCGAGGUGCCGGGCCGCCUGGGGGCCCUCCUGCACCCGCCCGACCCCAUCGUCAUCAACCACGUCAUCGCCGUCGAGCCGCCGCACGACACCAAGCAGACUGCCUGCUACGACAUCGACGUCGAGGUGGAUGACACUCUGAAGACUCAGAUGAACAACUUCUUGUUGAGCACUGCCAAUCAACAAGAGAUCCAGGGCCUGGACUCCAAGAUCCAUGAGACUGUGGACACUAUCAAUCAGUUGAAGACAAAUCGUGAAUUCUUCUUGAGCUUCAGUAUGGAUCCGCAGCAGUUCAUCCAGAAGUGGCUAGUUUCGCAGUCGCGUGACCUCAAGCGCGACUGUGCUGGUGAGCUAAGCUUAAGCUUUGUGAUCGGUCACUAUUGUUCUUUCGGCAUGACACAGGGUGCGACUACAAAAUCUGGUCGUCAGCGUCAGUCAAGCAUGGGCAGCGCGGGCGCGGGCGCGGCCGAGGAGGAGCGGCUGGGCGCGUACUACCGGCAGGCGUGGGCGCGCGAGGCCGUGGCGCGCUACCUGACGGCGCGCCUGGCGCAGCGCCGCCGCGACCUCGACCUGGCGCUGCACGCGCCGCACGCGCCGCACGCGCCGCACCUCGCGCGCCUCUAACCGCGCCGCUCUACGCUCUCCCUUGUAAUAAACUUUUAUUCCGGCACCCUCUGCGUUUCAUUUCUCCCUUUCAAAGCUGCGGACGACGAACGAGUGUAAAAAAGCCUUAAACCGGUGUGCGUCCUAUCAGUAAUGUAUGGAGCCGAGACGUGAACUCCCUGACAAUACGACCACGACCGGCCCAAAAGUUAAGCUAUGGAAAAUGCUAAGCUCGAACAGACUCUGAAGUAUCUGAAAGUUUGCACACACACACAUUUGUCGGAAUAGUGGAGAACCAAUGGUUAUCGGGGGUAAAGUACCUAAAUAUUAGGUUAUAGUACUUACCAUAGUAGACAGUAUUUAGGCACAGUCUAUACGGUCGUCCAACGAAGACGUCUAGACAGGGCAAUCGUGCGGGGUGUGAGGGGCGAGACGCGGGUAGACCGAUCCCGAGCUGCGAACAAAAUGAUGUUAGUAGCUCGGGAUAUAUUAUUCAGGGCUAACGCGUGUUUGUUUUACCGACUUCAAAAACAGGAGGAGGCACUAUGUUUGCCAUUGUUUCUUUUUGGUAUUCUGUCUGCUAUUGUUUCUUUUUUAUGUAGGUUUGCCGCUGCAGGAAAUUUUCAAUUUAUGGUCAUGGGUAUCGUUUUCGAGGGUGAUAAACCGAUGGUGCUGUCAAAAUGUAAAACCAAGAUGGUGGCUGCAUGAAAUAAAAAAAAAAAAUAAAACGUGGUAAAACUGUUGGCGCUGUCGAAAUGUAACUCUUUAACGAUGUACAGUAACUACCUUGUGUUUGGGUUUGUAUCAUUUGUAUUGAUUACAACUUUGCACCUAUGUGGAUUAUAAGUGGCAAAACGGGUAUAUGUAGCUUUACACUGAAAAUGAUAAAAUAAUAAAAUAAAAACUGCGUUUAAGAAACCGACUUCAAAAAAAUCCUAAAUCUAAUAACAAACAAAAA
Messenger RNA from Spodoptera littoralis (African cotton leafworm), 2809 nucleotides. The record is from the annotation of a GenBank genome assembly. Lineage: Eukaryota; Metazoa; Arthropoda; Insecta; Lepidoptera; Noctuidae.